This is a messenger RNA of Sebastes umbrosus (honeycomb rockfish), 925 nucleotides long. RefSeq names its product KIAA1143 ortholog. The transcript is spliced from 3 exons. Lineage: Eukaryota; Metazoa; Chordata; Actinopteri; Perciformes; Sebastidae. The record is from RefSeq and is a predicted model, not a curated record. Bases 124 to 636 code for a protein of 170 amino acids.
ACCAGCGGCGUGUCUUGAUGACGUGUGUUAUGUUUUGGUGAAGCUGUGUGUGUUUUAUCGAAACAUCUCUUCAGGCCUCACGUUUAUACAUUUAGGUGUUUUGUGUUGUAUUUCUUCUUCACAAUGAACAAAAACAAGGCCAGCGGCGUGUCGUGGGUGAAGCCAGCGGAGCCGUCCUUCCUGAAGAAGUUUAAGAGUGAUGUUGGUUAUAAAGAAGGAGCGACUGUUGACACUAAGCGCCAGGUGAUGCCAACACUGGAUGAUGACAGCGGGAGUGAUCGAGAGGAUGAGUUACCUCAAGUGGUGGUGCUAAAAGGAGGAGACCUGACCGCAGACGACGUGAAGAAGAUCAAGGACGAAACGCGACCUGGAGGUGGCGCAGAAAAAGAUGAUGAACCUCCUCCUGAUGGUAAAAUCCUGUUCAAGAAACCAGCCAAACGCUCCUCCUCAGACAAAUUCCAGGGCAUCACUGCCAGCUCCAGCAAAAAGAAGAAGACUAAUGGAGGAGAGGAAGAGGAGGAAGAGAAGAAGGAGGUGAAGGAGGUGAAGGAGGUGAAGGAGGUGAAGUCUGGAAAGAAAGUAAAAAAUAACAGCCUUCUGUCCUUUGGAGGGGAUGAUGAGGACGAGGAGGACUAAAUGUUACUGGUGAAGUGUAAGACUGUCAUUAACCCCUGUGACAGAAAGGAAAGUGACAUUUGAAUAUUAAUGGUAAAAUGUCUCAUAAUAUUGAGGAAGAGGAGCAGGGGUCAAAUUAACAGACAUUGUAUUCUGUCUGGACUUCAUCAACAGUGUGCAGCCUGUCCAUUCUGUAGUUUCUUUUAAAGGACAGUGCCAGCAGUAUUUUUGCAUGUUUAAGCCCGCUGACUACAAAUAGUCUUAUUACUGUUCUAUUCAUUUUAGUACAAUAAAAAUCAACUUGCAGAGA